UCUUUUCAUUGAAUUAUUAGUUUAUACGAGGAGGAAGGACUCUGCUGCACCCAACAAGUCUCUGUUAUUGUGAUAUUAAUAGAACACAAAAGCCCUAGCUUUUGGGGCACAGUGAUAGUGAUAGCAGCUAGUACUUGUUCAACCCAUUGACAGAUAGAGAUUGAGAAUGGUGAAAGCAAGUGAAAAUAAGAGCGGUGCAGUACCUGAACCGGUGAUGGAUGCAGUGCAUAGCACUCUAUCCAACCUUCAUGAAUUGCGAACACACUUUGAUGAGUUCUUGUCUCUCUCUGACCCUCAAGUCCUUUCUCAAAUGCCCCCUCUUCAACGUGCUCACUCCCUCUUCAUCCUCGCCAGAAUCACUUCUACCCUCCUCACAUUGAAGUUGAGGUGUAGUGGGGUUCACCCAGAUGAUCAUCCUGUCAAAUCAGAGAUUGACAGAUUAGACUUAUACCAAAACAAACUGGGACGUAUGCUAGACUUGAGUAAAGCUCCACUACGACCAUCUACUACCUUGAAUUAUAAGGCAGCUACACGCUUCAUUGAACACUCUCUGCCUGACCUCACUCCGGGGCAAAGGCAAAGUAUGAGGAACAUAAGUAGAGGGGAGGGACCGAAGAUGAAUCAUCACGAGCGGGCUGGUCAAAAGAGGAAGUUUCAAUCUUCUGAAAAACAAUCUGUUCAAAUUGCUGCCAAGGAGUUUCUGGAGAAAGCAGCCCUGGAGCUUCUUGGUAAUAAUAAUGGCGGUAUUAAGGGACCAGUACAAAUUGACAAUUCAGAGGAUGAUGGCGAUGAACCACUUGUGCCCUAAUUUUCCUGAAUUCUGAUUUCCAAGAUAAGGAUCAACUUACUACACAGUACGUGUGAACAAAAAAUGGAGCUGUGUUCAUGAGAGGGAAUAUCACCAGAGCCUUGUGUUUUCUCCAAGCUUUUUGGGAUGGCUUUUAUUCAUUUCUUGGUGACAUAAACUUGAAAUACUGUUCAUUACCCAUUCUAAGUGUCAAGUAUUCAAGUUGCAGUGCAUUUUUUGUUAUCAUCUUACCGGUUAUGUUUAACUAUCCGUUAAUUUUGUUGUUUGCAAUGUGGCAUGUGACUGGGGGAACUAUGCUGUGUUAGUUAUAUUUGUGUUCUGAGCUUGGAUUUAUAGUUUCUACAAUGUAUAUGGCU
Gastrolobium bilobum is the source of this 1164-nucleotide messenger RNA. RefSeq lists its product as uncharacterized. The record is from RefSeq and is a predicted model, not a curated record. Bases 167 to 808 code for a protein of 213 amino acids. Gene Ontology annotation, biological process: maturation of 5.8S rRNA; regulation of gene expression. NCBI's taxonomy places the organism in Eukaryota, Viridiplantae, Streptophyta, Magnoliopsida, Fabales, Fabaceae. The transcript has 7 exons. Gene Ontology annotation, cellular component: exosome (RNase complex); nucleolus. Gene Ontology annotation, molecular function: RNA binding; DNA binding.